AUGACAAAUUAUUAUGAAAUUUUAGGCCUUGAAGCCAAUGCAACGGAAGAUGAUAUUCGUAAGGCUUAUAGGCGUCAAGCUUUGAUAUGGCAUCCCGAUAAAAACGUCCAAAAUCGUGAGGAGGCUGAAGCCAAAUUUAAACUGAUCGCAGAGGCCUAUGAAGUAUUAAGCGACGUUGAUAAAAGGAGAAUAUACAACCAGUAUGGUGAAGAAGGCCUCAAAAACGGUGGUCCCACUUAUGAACAACGUCCAUUCCAAUUUCACGAUCCCCAAGAAAUAUUUCGACAAUUCUUUUCUGCGUUCCCAAACAAUGAUAUAUUUGGUGACCCUAUGUUCGGUAGUGCUAGUAUGUUUAGUAAUUUCCCCGCCUCUCAUCAUUUUUCAUCAACGUCGAGCUUUAGUAGCGGUCCGCAAUUUCGAUCACCAUUUGAUUCAUUUGGUUUCGGUGGAUUUGGAAACUUUCCAUCCUCAUCAUUUUCGAUGUCAACCAAUUCGUUUUCUAGCGGAUCCGGUAAUGGCGGGUUCAUUAAAAAAUCCACCUCUACACAAAUAAUUAAUGGGGUUAGAACAACGAUUACAAGAAUUGAGGAUGCAGAG
Cetraspora pellucida is the source of this 597-nucleotide messenger RNA. Lineage: Eukaryota; Fungi; Glomeromycota; Glomeromycetes; Diversisporales; Gigasporaceae. The record is from the annotation of a GenBank genome assembly.